Messenger RNA from Trypanosoma theileri, 420 nucleotides. RefSeq lists its product as uncharacterized. The transcript has a single exon. NCBI's taxonomy places the organism in Eukaryota, Euglenozoa, Kinetoplastea, Trypanosomatida, Trypanosomatidae. The record is from RefSeq and is a predicted model, not a curated record. Bases 1 to 420 code for a protein of 139 amino acids.
AUGGAGUCACUUGAGGCCCAAUUUGAUGCCCUUUGGGAGGAGAACCGUCAGAAAAGAAAAGAAAAGGUAGCGGAACUAAACAAUGAACUGAAGCGACGUGUACAUGCUGAUCUAGCUGCUACAUUGAAAUCUGUUCAAUCUUUAUUGGCGAAUGAGCAACCAGAGUUGGAGAAGCAAAUUGAGAAUUUGUUGCAUAUGACAGAUGAAUUAGCAGCGGGAGUUGAAAUGUGGCAACAGAAAGCCAUGAGCUCUAUUGAUUCUAUAGAUAAGGAACAAAAGAUAUUAGGAGGUAUGGUACAUGAAGUCUCUAUUCGUACCGCUGCUCGGAAGGAGGAUUUACUUAAACGGCAGCAGAAACGUGCAGAUGAGGUUCGUGCCUUGUGUAUGGAGCGGUUUAAGGAGGUGGAGUUAAAUUUAUAG